Molecule: messenger RNA, 2377 nt
Organism: Marmota monax (woodchuck)
Lineage: Eukaryota; Metazoa; Chordata; Mammalia; Rodentia; Sciuridae
Gene: Ceacam16
Product: CEA cell adhesion molecule 16, tectorial membrane component
Exons: 5
Coding region: 1-1362 (453 amino acids)
Source: RefSeq, a predicted model, not a curated record
AUGGCGCUGACCGGAUGCAGCUGGCUCCUCCUCAGCGUGGGGAUCCUGAGCGCAGGGGCCGAGAUCUCCAUCAGCCCCGAGCCCGCCCAGCCGGCCGAGGGGGACAACGUCACUCUGGUGGUCCGCGGGCUUUCGGGGGACGUGCUGGCCCACAGCUGGUACGCGGGGCCCACGCUCAGCCUGAGCUACCUGGUGGCCAGCUACAUCGUGAGCACAGGCGACGAGACCCCGGGGCCGUCCCACACGGGGCGGGAGGCCGUGCGCCCCGACGGCAGCCUGGCCAUCUGGGGCGUCCUGCCCCGGCACUCGGGGACCUACAUCCUGCAGACCCUUAACCGGCAGCUGCAGACCGAGGUGGGCUACGGACACGUGCAGGUCUAUGAGAUCCUGGCCCCGCCCGUGGUCACGGCCAACAACACGGAGCUGGUGGAGCACAGGGACACCCUGCGCCUGGCCUGCAGCAGCCCCAGCGCAGCUGAGGCCCGCUGGUUCUUCAACGGGGACACCCUGCCCGUCGCCGUCCGCCUCGGCCUGUCCCCUGAUGGCCGGGUGCUGACCCGGCAUGGCGUCCGCAGGGAGGAGGCGGGGGCCUACCAGUGUGAGGUGUGGAACCCCGUCAGCGCCAGCCGCAGUGAACCCCUCAACCUGACAGUGUACUUUGGCCCCGAGCGCGUGGCCAUCCUCCAGGACUCCACCACCCGCACGGGCUGCACCAUCAGGCUGGAUUUCAACACCUCGCUCACCCUGCGCUGCGUGGCCCGGUCCUGUCCAGAGCCCGAGUACGUGUGGGCCUUCAACGGGCGGGCCCUGCAGGAGGGCCCGGACCACCUUGACAUCAGCAGCAUGACGUCGGCCCAGGAGGGCACGUACACGUGCAUUGCCAAGAACCCCAAGACCCUGCUGUCCGGCUCUGCCUCCGUGGUGGUCAGGCUCUCUGCGGCGGCAGUCACCAUGAUGAUCGUGCCUGUGCCCGCCACGCCGACGGAGGGCCAGGACGUGACGCUGACGGUGCAAGGCUACCCCAAGGACCUGCUGGUGUACGCCUGGUACCGCGGGCCCGCCUCCGAGCCCAACCGGCUGCUCAGCCAGCUGCCCUCGGGGAACUGGAUCGCGGGGCCGGCGCACAGCGGCCGCGAGGUGGGCUUCGCCAACUGCUCGCUGCUGGUGCAGAAGCUGAACCUGACCGACGCCGGCCGCUACAUGCUCAAGACCGUCACGCUGCAGGGCAAGACGGACACGUUGGAAGUGGAGCUGCAGGUGGCCCGUGAGUGUGGGGGCGGGGGGCGCACGCGGGGCCAGAACCGCCUUGGCCUCCCCCCAAGGCUGGGAAACCCUCCCAAGGACCAGGACUCCUCCAGCUGACCAGGGGCAGUCCCCAGGUGGGGCUCUCUCCUCUCCCAUCCACCCGAUGACCCGAUGGCCCAGACGGGGACAAGAGGGGCCUCCGCCAUCACACCGGUCUCAGUCUAAAAGGCUUCCAUGACCUCUCGCUCAUGGAAGAGGGACAACAGAUCGAAGGUUUUCUUUAAAAAAGGAGCACAGUCAGAGGGCGGGGCUUCUUUAUCCUGUGAGUGGAACCUAAGGCAGAGGACAGAUGGCCUGGUCACCAGAUCAGGGCCAUGGGCUAAUGCUGGGCCUUCAACUCCCCGUCAGACCCGAGCUAGAGAGUGGGGGCCAGCCAGCCUCUCAGCAGACCCUGAGGUCCUGGACGGUCGGGCUCACUUCUCUUCCUUUCUUUUGAAACGAGGGCCAGGACAAGAUUCCUACCAUCACACAGUGAAGUUAAUUUCUCAAUCUGACCCAAGGGUGAUCUCUAUUAGAACAGAGGCUUCUAGGGGAGGGAUUUGUCUCCUCCAUCAGCCUGGGAGCUCCCAGAUCAAGGACCAUGUCUCCUCCAUCAGCCUGAGAGUUCCCAGAUCAGGCACCAUGUCUCCUCCAUCAGACUGGGAGCUCUCAGAUCAGGGACCAACUUUCUCCCAUCAAGCUGGACAUUUCCAGAGAUCUAAGAGACUUAUGUCACUCAGGCAGGUGCAUUGGACGAGGCGCAAUCAGGCAGUGGGAAUGAGGUCAUUUCCUGAGUACGGAGUCUUGCCUCCCCAUCAGGCUGGGUCUCAGGAGUCCCGUGCCAGGGCCAGCGAUGGUUUUGCCGCCCUCAGAAUGGGGGCUUCCAGGAUCGGGGCCCCUGAACGGCCAGACACUCCUCUGCACCUUUGCCCAUUCGCUUCCCGAGCCCUGGUCCUGAGUCAGCGGGGACUGCUGAUCCAGGACGGGCCCCCGAGCCCUGGCAUCUCCUUUCACCCUGUCUCUCUCCUCACAGUCCACCUCCCUCCCUCGCUCGAGGACCAACGCCACCUUCCUGAACCUGACACUGGCGGAG